Molecule: messenger RNA, 372 nt
Organism: Fraxinus pennsylvanica
Lineage: Eukaryota; Viridiplantae; Streptophyta; Magnoliopsida; Lamiales; Oleaceae
Source: the annotation of a GenBank genome assembly
AUGGCGUCAGUGCUUAGAUCGAGUAUACUACGCCACACACGGGUCCCGAUAUCUACGACCCUAACCCUGAACGAAUCCAAGCUGAUCGCCGUCCGAUCAAUGUCAUCGUACGGCGAUGUUCACCUCGAUAAGCAAGAAGUCAUCGGCCGAGUGCUCGACGUCGUCAAAAGCUUUCCCAAAGUCGACCCCUCCAAGGUGACUCCUGAUGUUCAUUUUCAAAAGGAUCUUGGAUUGGAUAGCUUGGACAAUGUGGAGAUUGUGAUGGCUCUUGAGGACGAGUUUAAGCUCGAAAUCCCUGACAAGGAAGCUGAUAAAAUCGACUCCUGCCAUCUUGCAGUCGAGUAUAUCGACAACCAUCCAAUGGCUGGUUAG